Sesamum indicum (sesame) is the source of this 989-nucleotide messenger RNA. RefSeq lists its product as uncharacterized. The record is from RefSeq and is a predicted model, not a curated record. Lineage: Eukaryota; Viridiplantae; Streptophyta; Magnoliopsida; Lamiales; Pedaliaceae.
AACAAGAGCAAAGGUUGAACAGAGGAGCAAUGGCGCAGGUUUUAAUCCUACGCUCGCCCGUCCCCGGCCUUAACGGAACCCUUUCACGGCGGAGUUCAACUCACUCGACGGAGAGCUGGGUCUCUAUUCAACGUUCCGUCAAGUGCAACGGCAAGUUUUCCUGCCUCUUCUCCGAUAAUCGGAAACAGGAACAGGCUCGAAAAGCAUUAGAAAGUGCCCUUGGUGAAAAGAAAACGGAGUUCGAGAAAUGGGACAAAGAAAUCAAAAGGAGAGAGGAAGCAGGAGGGGGAGGAAAUUCAGGGGGAGGUGGUUGGUUCAGAUGGGGUGGAUGGUUUGGUGGAUCUGAUGGUGAUCGGUUCUGGCAGGAAGCACAGCAAGCAAGUCUUGCAAUUUUAGGAAUUCUUGUUGUGUAUCUUAUAGUCACUAAAGGAGAUGUGAUGCUCGCUGUCAUUAUCAAUCCUUUGUUGUUUGCUUUGCGAGGAACACGAACUGCAUUCUCCUUUCUUACAACAAAAAUUCUGAAUAGGAUAUAUCCUACUGCUGGAAAUAUUGAUACACCACAAGUGGAAGUUACUGCACCUGUUUCUGUGAAAGACCAAGUGGUGGGAAAAUGGGGAAGCAAUUGAUUCUGUUUCUACGCAACCAGAUAGGAAUUCCACUCGUGCUCCUUGUUGAAGUAAACAUAUUGCUGUUACCUUUAGCUUGGAGAGAGCCCUAGUUUAAAAUGAGGUCAUACGGGGCCUAAUGUUGGGUCUUCCAGGUCAUACUGAUGCCUGGGGUCCUCUCUAUCUUUUGAGGUUGGCUGAAAUUUUUUUGCUUCAUAUUAACAUGUAUGUGUAUGACAAUUACUAGUAUACCAGCAGAUCGACAGUUGUUAAAGUGAACCGUCAUUUGUACCUGCCAAGGUUGAAGUUUGUGAAAGAUUAAAAGGAACUGGCAUAUGAUUGUGUAGUCAUUUAUGAUUAUUACAAGUUCUAUUUUGAUCGGUA